ACACAUUAAGCCCGAUGGACUGGACAAGCCAAACGGAAGGGACGGCAAAAGGCUGCCAUGGAUAUUUGGGAGGCGUUAACCCAAGUUGUGUGCAGCUGGACGCACUGCUGGCUGAUCUGGAGACGACCACUUCCCAUAUCUCCAAACGCCCAGUUCUGUUCACGGAUUCUGGAGGAGCUCAACCCAACGGGCUGAAACAAGACGGGACCUCAGAGCCCAAGCCACCGCCUCCACCUUACAAUCCUCAACCACAGGCUGGGCCCACUGCUAUGCCUGUAGAGCCAAUCCCUGCCUCCACCAUGCAGGGUGGAAGUGACAAAGAACACCUUUACAGCACGGUCUGCAAGCCUCGCUCGCCCAAGCCCAAGGAAGGAGGCCCGCCGCCCUUCUCCUCCUCCAGCGGCGUGCUGGGGGCUGGUCUUUGCGAACUGGAUCGGCUCCUGCAGGAACUGAACGCAACCCAGUUCAACAUCACAGAUGAAAUAAUGUCCCAGUUUCCAACCAGCAAAAGUCCCAGCGGGGAGAAGGGCAAAGACAGGUCAGAAGAUUCUGCAGAUGGCGGCUCUUUAUCUCGGUCUGCAGCUCCUGCAAAGCCGUCGGCGACGUCAGCGACCCUGGAGCUGGACAAGCUGAUGGCCUCUCUGUCCGAUUUCCGGGUCCAGAGCAACAUCCCUGCAGCUGCUCCAUCCACAGUGUCCCCCCCACCCGCUCCCGCCCGGGUGUCCUCCGCGCAGCUGCCGAUGGUCUCAUCUGUCUGCCCCACCCCUCCCGUUGCGCCCACACAGACGUCACCGGCCCAGCCCAGCGGGAAUCUGGAUAGCAUGCUUGUCAUGCUGGAGUCCGACCUCAGCCGCCAGGGAAUCUCCACCACCGCCAAGGGGCUGUGCGCUUCGUGUCAAAAGCCCAUCGCUGGACAGGUGGUAACGGCACUGGGUAGCACCUGGCACCCGGAGCAUUUUGUCUGUACCCACUGCCAGAAGGAGAUGGGGGGCAGCAACUUCUUCGAAAAGGACGGCGCCCCUUACUGCGAGAGAGACUACUUCCAACUCUUCUCUCCACGCUGCGGCCUCUGCAAUGAGCCCAUCCUGGACAAAAUGGUGACCGCGCUGGAUAAGAACUGGCACCCCGAACACUUCUGCUGCGUCAAGUGUGGGCAGCCCUUUGGGGAAGAAGGUUUUCACGAGAAGGACGGGAAACAGUACUGCCGCCAAGACUUCUACGAGCUGUUUUCCACCCGCUGCCAGGGGUGCAGCCAGGCCAUCCUGGAGAACUACAUCUCUGCUCUCAACGCCUUGUGGCACCCAGAAUGUUUUGUCUGCAGGGAAUGCUACACGCCCUUUGUGAACGGGAGCUUCUUCGAGCACGGGGGCCGCCCCUUCUGCGAGAUCCACUACCACAAACAGCGCGGCUCGCUCUGCUCGGGCUGCGAGAAGCCCAUCACCGGCCGCUGCAUCACGGCCAUGGCCCGCAAGUUCCACCCGGAGCACUUCGUCUGCGCCUUCUGCCUCAAGCAGCUCAACAAGGGCACCUUCAAGGAGCAGAACGACAAGCCCUACUGCCACCCGUGCUUCAUCAAGCUGUUCGGGUGACGAGGGGGCGCCUCCGCCCUGCCACGCCCAAGCCACGUCCACUUCCAAC
This is a messenger RNA of Euleptes europaea (tarantolino), 1638 nucleotides long. It is a transcript of the gene TGFB1I1, whose product is annotated as transforming growth factor beta 1 induced transcript 1. The transcript is spliced from 11 exons. The record is from RefSeq and is a predicted model, not a curated record. Bases 15 to 1589 code for a protein of 524 amino acids. NCBI's taxonomy places the organism in Eukaryota, Metazoa, Chordata, Lepidosauria, Squamata, Sphaerodactylidae.